Molecule: messenger RNA, 1432 nt
Organism: Chara braunii
Lineage: Eukaryota; Viridiplantae; Streptophyta; Charophyceae; Charales; Characeae
Source: the annotation of a GenBank genome assembly
ACGAGGUAAGGAGAGCAGAGACAAGUGGGGAGAUAGACAGGGGCCGGAUUUUAGACGGGAGCUCCGUGGACGACUAGAUGCCUCACGACGAGAUAGAGCACCCAGUUGAGCUUUGUCACUUCGACUAUAGGGAACCCGAGUUCAUUGGAGAAGAUUGGGUGGAAUUUACCUUACCCGGGCAAGCUGUCAGGCGAGGAUAUCUGGAUAAAGUAGAUAAGGAGUGGAGAUCUAUCCUGUUGAGGCCGGGGGUCUGGUUGCUGGUCGCGCCCCAGGUAGGGUAUGAGUUCGACAGGAGAGGCAGGCUAAUAGAAGAAUCCUUGGAAUUAGUGGUCACAGGCUUCCUCUACUAUCAGUCUUCCGUUCUAGCGGACAUAGUUUUCCAAGCCGUAGAACGAAGUCGGUGGGAUCCGGUCUUAGGGGUAAUUCUGAGUCUCGACUCUCAUACUUGGGCAGACGAGGUAACAGCGCGACACAUACUGCAGGAAGUGGUCGACAAGCUAAGGGGGAAGGAACGCUGCUACGACAGGGACUAUAGGUCGGUAGUGGUCUCGCUUCGACUGGCUAGAGAAGGGUUCUUGCCCCAACCCGAACAAGCUUUGAGGCUGCCCGUCCCGGGUUUCGUCUUGGAAGGCUUUCUAGGGGGACUUGGCCGCCUUAUUGAGGUCUACCAAGCUUUCCUCGAGAUUAGAAACCUUUUGAGGAGCAGUGACGAAGAUCACGCCUACUACGCGCUCUGGAAGGAAGGGCCCAGGUUCGGGGAGUCGGCUUUGAAAUUGGUAGAGCUAAUUAGAGCUAUUUCACCUAGAGGUCUCAGAGAGGCACCGAGGUUUGAUCAACCGGCCGAGUUCUGGACCGCUUUGGAUAGAGCCCUGAGGGAGCCACCGAGCCACCUAGCUGGUAUAGCCGAGUUAUACGGGACUCCUGGAUACGACUCGUCGGUUAGGGAAGGGUCACUCAUUGGGUUCUACGAACUCCGGACAUACUAGGAAGGGACAGAGGCAGUAAACGACGAGGAUGUAGAGUACGGGGAAGAAGAUUGGGAUCUAGCCGAGUGGGAACGAUCAAGGGACGACGAUCGUGAAGAGUGGGAAGACGCCGCAACUUUUCGUGAGGAAAGGGUGGGGUACUUCAGGAACGCUAGCGAAAUAGAAGAUUAUGUCGAGGGACGUUGGCCACGACUAGGGGUCCGGAUGGGCCUAGAGCGAACUCGGUAAAACUGCCUGUGAGGAGGAAGGUGCGGGAGAGUAACGAUAAGAGGAUAAGGUAUGGAAAAUGUCAGGUUAUUGCCCUAGGGUCACAACGGCCCUAGACGCCUUAGUCCCUAUUACUAGCGGGGGGGUGUUUCCUUACAAAAUAGAAAGCUGUAUAUCGCUGGAGGAACGCCAUGCUCCUGGGAAAGCCCAUGUCCUUGUGAUAAAACACCUUGAUACAG